This is a messenger RNA of Grus americana (Whooping crane), 3936 nucleotides long. It is a transcript of the gene SLC9B2, whose product is annotated as solute carrier family 9 member B2. Gene Ontology annotation, molecular function: antiporter activity. NCBI's taxonomy places the organism in Eukaryota, Metazoa, Chordata, Aves, Gruiformes, Gruidae. Gene Ontology annotation, cellular component: membrane. Gene Ontology annotation, biological process: proton transmembrane transport. The record is from RefSeq and is a predicted model, not a curated record. Bases 168 to 1805 code for a protein of 545 amino acids. The transcript has 12 exons.
GCCAACACCGGGGGAGGAGCAGCCAGGGCUGGCAGAGAGCUGUUGCUGCUUGCCGGGAGUGGAUUAUCGCCUCCCCUUCUCCCUGCUGAGGGACUGGCCGGGCGGGAGAGGCUGCGCAGGUAGCGGUUCCUUGUCUCUGAUCCCUGCCAUUCCCCAGGUUUGCAUCAAUGGUAAAGGAGGAUAUUGUAAAUGACAAUGGAGAUUCUGAGCCAUCAGUAUGUGAGAGAAAUGGCAUGAUUCCCAUGCAUGAGAAAAGUGAGGAGGGACCACCGGUAGAUGCCAAAGGUACUGAUGGGAAUAUACAAACAGAAGAAACUGCUCUCUUGAAUCACUGUGCUCAGCAACCUCCGGAACCAACAGCAGGGUCUUCAAUACCUGCAAGAACAUGGAGGCAAACAUUUACUUGUCCUCCUCAGGGUUUACUGGCCCGAACAGUGACAAAUGUUGCAAUCGUGGCCCUGGUUUGGGCUGUGGUUUGGUCCAUCACUGGGACUGAGUGUCUCCCAGGUGGAAACCUGUUUGGAAUUCUGUUUCUUUAUUUUUUUGCUGUCAUCGGAGGUAAAAUUUUUGGAUUCAUUAAAAUACGAACGCUACCCCCUCUCCCUGCUCUUCUGGGGAUGCUACUUGCUGGUUUCCUAAUCCGAAAUACCCCAUUCAUUAGUGACAUCGUCCAGAUAAACCUACACUGGUCUGCAGCACUGAGGAAUAUUGCUCUUUCAAUUAUCUUGACCCGAGCAGGACUCGGCCUGGAUCCAAAGGCUCUUAAGAAGCUCAAAGCAGUCUGUUUGCGGCUUUCUUUUGGACCGUGCAUCUCAGAAACAUGCACGGCUGCUGUUCUUGCCUACUUAUUCAUGCAUUUGCCCUGGCAAUGGGGAUUUAUAUUAGGUUUUGUUCUAGGUGCAGUCUCUCCUGCUGUGGUGGUUCCCUCAAUGCUGAUUUUACAAGCUGGAGGAUAUGGGGUGGAGAAAGGUGUCCCAACUUUGCUAAUGGCAGCUGGCAGCAUUGAUGACAUUCUGGCUAUCACAGGCUUCAACACUUGCCUUGGGAUGGCUUUCUCUUCUGGCUCUACUCUGUACAAUGUGCUCCGUGGAGUGCUGGAGGUUGCUGUUGGCAUAGCAGCUGGGGGGAUUCUGGGAAUGUUUGUUCGAUAUUUCCCAAGCCACGAUCAGGCAUCUCUGGCAUGGAAGAGAUCAUAUUUUGUACUUGGGCUGUCCAUGUUUGCUGUUUUUGGCAGCAUCUACUUCGGCUUCCCUGGAUCAGGAGGGCUCUGCACAUUAGUCUUAGCUUUUGUUGCAGGUGUGGGAUGGUCUGACGAAAAGAGGGAAGUAGAAAAAAUUGUCGCAGUUGCAUGGAAUAUCUUUCAACCUUUUCUUUUUGGUUUAAUUGGAGCAGAAGUAUCUGUUACGUCUCUCAGGCCUGAAACUGUUGGGCUCUGCGUUGCUACAUUAGGCAUUGCCCUGGUUGUGCGAAUCAUAGCAACGUUCCUGAUGGUGUGUUUUGCUGGGUUUAAUUUCAAGGAGAAAGUAUUUGUCUCAUUGGCAUGGAUUCCCAAAGCCACUGUCCAGGCUGCAAUAGGUUCCCUUGCCCUGGAUACAGCAAGAAGUCAUCAGGAUGAGCAACUGAAAAAGUAUGGAAUGGAUGUACUGACAGUAGCCUUCUUGGCUAUCUUGAUCACUGCUCCAGUUGGAGCCCUGGUUAUUGGCUUGGCAGGGCCCAGACUUCUGCAGAAGGCUCAGACAAAUACCAAGGAGGAUGAGGAAAGUGCUGAGGUCAGAGAAGAGGCAGAGGCCUGUGAACCUUCAUAAGACAGACAUCUACAGGAAUAUGGUCCUUCAGCCCUUACACUUCUGUUGAGUAAACACAGCAUGUCUGUAAUGUUUCUGGAGGAAACCAAAACAAGUAUCAGUUAUGUCUGCUAUUUGAAAAGCAGCCCUGCUGGAGUUUUAUAAAAUGUUUUUAUGUGUUGAUGGUGCCUUAAGAGAUGAAAUAGCUGAACAUACAGUGAAUAUGCUGGUCAGGCAGUGAGUCACUGAGAAGUUAGCAGUCAACAGUUAGUUGGAAUGUGUGGGUGUGAGGCCAGGGAGAGGAUCAGAAUUGUUCAGCCAUGGAGUGGAGUCAUGAGGUGGAAUAUAAACAGAAGAAAAUGGAGACUAAUGUGAAUAACUUCUUGAUGGUUGAAACUGGGCCAUGAGAUGACAAGUUCAACAGCUCAAAGAAUGCAACUUCUGAGUAAGAGACUGCUGACACACAGUGAACAAGUCCCGCCACAGGUUGGCGAUUCCCUCUCCUUCCUUAUUUGGGUUCCAAAACUUGCCUUUUCCUAUGGCUGUUCUUCCUCACAGCUCUCACACACCUUUGUGCCUUCAAGGGACUGUCGGCUCUUGUCGUAGCAAGAAACAGCAAGUGGUACUUAUGUGCUGAAAGAGACAGUUGGGUCCAUCACAGACUGUGGUAAUACACAUGGUGCUGGUGGGAAAAAAGACUGAGCUUGAAAGUGGGAUGAGAGUUGUGUGGAGGCUGUAAGAACUGGGAGAGGGUUGUAUGGGAUUGGGAUGGCUGCUGCUUCAGCUGUGUACCUCAGCCUUUGCACAACAUGAUGUCAAGGGAGGGAAAGCCAACUCUUCAGCCACUGAGAGUGGCUAUGUUCUGGUGCUGGCCACUGCAGGACAGAGGGGAGAGCGCUUAUCAGGUGGGUUUGCUGACAGGGCAAGGCCAAGGUGGCAAUGAGUUGUCUGUUUCUUCCUCAGCUCCUUUUGGGGAACUUGGCAGCAGACCUCUUCUCAAAUCAAGAUUCAUGGGUCAGAUGGGAUCUGUUGCUUUGUCCUAAGUUAAUACUUAUCUGGCUGGAAAAUGUCAUGAUCAGGUCCUUCUCACAUCUGCAUUUGGGUAACUGCAUCAAAGAAAACCAGGUAUUUGCUAAAAAUAUAGCCAGUUAGUUCUCAUUUUUCCAAGUGGCUGGCUGGAUUGACUGGAGAGGCCUCUCGGAUUUGCCACGGCAUUUUUGACCUCUGACUGAUGCAGAAAACUUAACAUACUUCAAAUGAACAGCCUUGAAAAUGCAGUGCCGAGAGGGAUGGUACAAAGUGAAAGAAGCCUCAUUCUCACCUACCUUCAGAAAGGCUGCUGUGAAGGCAGGUGUCACGAGGAAGCAGUGUUUAGGACACAGCGCUAGCACCCUCAGCGUGUACCCACAGAUCCCAUGGGUCUUUCCAGAAACACAAGUUGUGUGCAGCUGUGGAUCACGAUAUAAUGAUUGGCAGUGGUCCUGUUGAAUAUCUUGCCAAAACAUUUCACCAGGGGGAGCAAAAAGCUCAAAUGUGGUUUUCUUCAUUUUAUUCAAUAUAGAUGCCUACUGCACAGUCAGUUGCAAUAUAGUUCACAUUUGAUUUUCCCAUUCCCAGAAGAGUUUCCUUUCUCUUUUCCUUGACUGUCCUAAAGUCAGGAGUAAACCUCCUCUGUUGAUCAAAAUCCUGCUCUUACCUUUAGCUUUGCUGUCAGUUAGGGUUUAGUAUUAACAGAUAUCAGCAAAUCAUUCUCACUCUGCUAUGUUUUUUACAACUAGCUCCAAGCAGGUCAUUCCCAGCUCCAUUCUGAGGUGUGGAGUCAGUACAGCAUCCCUCAGAAACCAGAAGUUUUAUUUUUUUAUUUUUUAGUAAGGAUGUUAGAUUGUGCCUGUAACUGAGAUGGACAAUGCCUUCCUGCAGAUUUCUACACUACAGUUCACCGAACUCAUUUUAUAGGAUACUGUAUAGAAUAUAUUUGAUGUCUAGAUAUUUUGGCAUUAGUAAGCAAGAAUUAGUCAAUUCUAUUUUAGCUUUUACACUUUUAAUAUGCAACACAAAAAUGUAUAAAAAUACUUUUAAAAGAAAACUGAAACAGUAUGAUUUGCAGAGUGUCCAUGUAUGCCUCCGUAUACAGAUUAAUUACAACUCAGUA